Phlebotomus papatasi is the source of this 1801-nucleotide messenger RNA. RefSeq names its product zinc finger protein 613 (gene l(3)neo38). The record is from RefSeq and is a predicted model, not a curated record. The coding region runs from base 197 to 1351 and encodes 384 amino acids. Gene Ontology annotation, molecular function: DNA-binding transcription factor activity, RNA polymerase II-specific; RNA polymerase II cis-regulatory region sequence-specific DNA binding. The transcript is spliced from 5 exons. Gene Ontology annotation, cellular component: nucleus. Lineage: Eukaryota; Metazoa; Arthropoda; Insecta; Diptera; Psychodidae. Gene Ontology annotation, biological process: regulation of transcription by RNA polymerase II.
UGGUCGAAAUCCAUAUCUAUAUCUAUCUCUUUUUUUUAGACCAAUUAGACCAAAGAACUUUUUUUCCCAAGCACACUAAGAAUUUUGAGCGAUCCUGUCAUUUUGUUUAUUCUCGAGUGUGAGAAAAAGGCACAAUGUGCAGUAUUUGAGGUGAAAAUAGUGCAAUAAAUCUCAAGUCCACGCAUCAACGGUGACAAUGAACUUCUCAGCAUUCGGUGGACCCUUCUCUGGCAUCCACCAGUUUGCCGCAAAGUUCGGCAAUGACUCCACACAACUUGGCUCUUAUGCGGCGAACGCGUCGUCGGAGUCCGGGGCUCAGGACACCCGAUAUGCCAAUCCUAAUCACUUUAGUCAGAAUCCAGCAGUGUCUAGUCCGAAUAUGCAGUAUGCUCAGAACAUCUCAAUCCCUUAUGCGUCUGGGCAGCCAUCGCAGAAUGAGCAUCUCUUUCUGCAUGACAAACAGAAGAGUGUGGGCCUCAAGUUGGAUCGCAGUCGGGAUGAUGCUGUAUUGAAUCAGCAGAUCCUGCAAAAUGUCAAUCAGUCCUGGCAAACCCUGGCCAAUCCAGCCAAUUCCGUGGACUAUUCCUCCCAUUUGCUCUCAGCCACACUGCCCAUCUCCAUCCAGCACUUCCUCAAGUAUUCAGAAUCCAUUAAGAAGGAGUCUGGCAUCUCAGGGACUGGCCCGUCCGGCGCAGCCAAUGGCGCCGUCACGAGUGCCGCUUCGAGCCUCUUGGCCGCCAAUCUCAGUCAUGAGCUCGAAGCUGAUCUCAAUCCACCCACAUCCGUGGCCAGUGGACCACCAGCAGCAGCUUCUGGGACAACUGGCACCGGCAAAAAGAAAAAGAAGAAGGCACCUAAGCAGAAGGCCCCCAGGACGGUGAAAAAGCCACGCCCCAAACCUGGAGAGAUCCGGGAGACAAAGGCUCUCGAUGGAUCAACACUCUACUGCUGUCCGGAGUGCCAGAUGGCCUAUCCGGACAGGCCGCUGAUUGAACAGCACGUCAUUUCGCAUGCCAUAGAAAGAAGAUUCGUCUGCGACAUUUGCAAUGCCGCUCUCAAGCGUAAGGAUCACUUGACAAGACACAAGCUGUCUCAUAUUCCAGACAGGCCGCACAUUUGCAAUAUCUGUAUGAAGUCUUUCAAGCGCAAAGAGCAAUUGACACUGCAUAUCGUUAUCCAUUCUGGUGAGAAGAAGCACAUAUGUCCGGAAUGUGGCAAAGGCUUCUACCGGAAGGAUCACUUGCGCAAGCACACUCGAAGCCAUAUUGCACGUCGGGUGAAGUCUGAGGUAUCUGCUCAGGCUGUUGGCACCACAGGAACGGGCAGUAGAAGUCAAAUACAUGCUUCCUGAGCCUCGUACAAAGACUUCUGGUAGGUUGGACGAUUGAUCAUUUGCAUCCAGCAUCGUGAGUAAGCAAAAAAAAAUGUUUUAAGCGAGUUCUGUGCGUGUUCGUGUUUGUGGAUAAGAAAAAAAGUAAUAAGUAUAAUUCAAAUGAAUAUUUUUAUCCCAGUGUCAUUUAGUUUUAAUAAUGACCAUUUAUUUAGUAAUGAAAAAAAAAUUACAACUCACGAUGCUGCUGGAUCUUAUGACAAGUAAAAAUAAAAACAAAAAAGAAUGACAAUAUGUCCAUUGUGACGGAGGAUUCUUUAACCUUUUCUAAAUUGAUGAAAGAAAGGUGAGGAGAAGAAAAAAAAAGUAUUUUUUAAAAGGAGAAAGAAAAAUAUAUAAAAUCCUCCUGAAGUAAACCUACCAGAGAGUCUAUAAAUUUUAGAAAUUAAUUAAAACCACCAGUUUAAUUGA